This is a messenger RNA of Trifolium pratense (red clover), 1628 nucleotides long. Its product is annotated as protein root UVB sensitive 6-like. The transcript is spliced from 14 exons. The record is from RefSeq and is a predicted model, not a curated record. Lineage: Eukaryota; Viridiplantae; Streptophyta; Magnoliopsida; Fabales; Fabaceae. Bases 1 to 1563 code for a protein of 520 amino acids.
AUGGUAAGUAGAAGAGGGGGUGGGAAAUUAUCUGAUCUCAACAACUCAUUAUUCAUUCAUGGCUCCCAAUCCGUCGAUUUCUUCUUCUUCUUCUUCUUCGUUGAAUGUCAAGAACCAGACUCCUUCUUCCUCUCAAGAUAUUCUAAUCCGCGAAACUCUCCGUAUCAGUGCCGAAUUAGCCUCCACACCUCUCCUCCUCGAUACCACCACGCCUCCUCCUCUCCUCCUCUCCAAUCCACUUUGAAAUUCAUUUGUUGCGAGGAACUCGAUGGCCGUCGAUGGAAGUACGUCGCCGAGACCGAUUCAUCAGGCAAAUUCAAGAAUAAUUCAUUUCGCUCUCUCAGCUUGCAAACCCCUAAGCCCCCUAUUGAUGAAUUGAUGUCGUUCGUUAGAUCCUAUGUGGUUCCCGAAGGUUUCCCUGACAGUGUCACUCCUUCCUAUGUCCCCUACAUGACUUGGAGGGCUCUCAAGCACUUUUUUGGUGGAGCAAUGGGCGUUUUCACCACUCAUACACUUUUGAGUUCAGUUGGUGUCAAUAGAAAUACCGCUGCUCCAGGGGCUGUUGCAAUCAACUGGAUUCUCAAGGAUGGAGCUGGUCGUGUCGGAAAGAUGCUUUUUGCUCGCCAAGGAAAAAAAUUUGAUUAUGAUCUCAAACAGUUGCGGUUUGCCGGUGAUCUUCUAAUGGAGUUGGGUGCCGGGGUGGAACUGGCAACUGCUGCAAUGCCACAUCUAUUUCUUCCGUUGGCUUGCGCUGCUAAUGUACUCAAGAAUGUUGCUGCUGUAACAUCAACAUCAACUAGGACACCAAUUUACAAAGCCUUUGCUAAAGGAGAAAACAUUGGGGAUGUCACUGCUAAAGGAGAAUGUGUUGGCAAUAUUGCAGACCUGUUAGGUACUGGUUUGAGCAUAAUGAUUGCCAAAAGGAAUCCGUCUCUUGUCACCACCUUUUCCCUUCUUUCAUGUGGAUAUAUCCUUAGCUCUUAUAAAGAGGUAAAAUCUGUGGUUUUGCACACACUUAACUCUGCAAGAUUCAGUGUGGCAGUAGAGUCCUUCCUCAAGACAGGCCAAGUUCCCACUCUGCGAGAGGGCAAUUUGAACGAGGACAUAUUCAGUUUUCCAUGGAAAGAUAGGCCUGUUGUCCUUGGAUCAAGAAUCAAGGACGCAUUCCAAGACCCCAGUACAUAUGUUGCCAUAGAGCCCCUGUUUGAUAAGGAGAGGUAUAUUGUGACAUAUAAUCCUACAAAAUCGAAGGUCCAUGCUGUGCUCAAGGAUCAGGCGAAGUCAGACGACAUUCUAAAAGCAGCAUUCCAUGCUCAUGUGCUCUCGAGUUUUAUAAAAUCGAUGAAUGAAAGUAAGGUUUCAUCUUGGAAGCAAAGGGAGGAUCUUAAUUCAAAUGUAAUGCUCACAGUUACUGAUCUCGAGGCGUGUAUUGCUGAUUCUUGCAAAGUUGUCACGAAUGCUUACUGGCUUUUCAAGAAUAAAGCCCACGAACAGGGUUGGACAAUGUCAGAAUCACUUCUAAAUCCUGGGCGAGCUAGGCUGUGUCUAGUUGAUAAUAGAUGAUAUUAACAAACUUCAGAUGGCUCCUGUUGGAGUCGCAAUUUCCACUGUGUAAUGAGGAGUCGCAA